CCACUUAAGCGCCACACACAUAAGUUAUUUGUUUAUUAAUGUGCCUGUCGAUAGAAAAGACGUGAGUUUAUUGCUAACGGGGACAUCGCAGCCAUGCAAAGACGAAAUGUGUCAUCUUGGUGCUUCUGAUGAUAAAAUCGAAGGGGGGGGAAACAGUCGCAUUUCAGCGUUCGCUAAUCCAAACUCACAGGGUCUCUGUGGCGUGAGAGACGAUGGGGCGACUGGACAAUGCAGCCAAACAAAAAGUGGUGGAGCUGCGGGAGGCUGGUCUUAGUUUCCGUAAGAUCCAAGCUGUGCUGGAGCUUGAGAACAUCAAGGUGUCUGCUCAGGCCAUCUACCUGUUCCUGCGGGAGUUCCACGGGAGGCCGCCAGGGAGGGUCAGACCUGUGGAGAGUGGAAGCAGUUUAACACCAGCGCAUGUGCAGGCUCGGCCAGGCCCAAUGCAAGAGAGCUGGAGGAAAGUUCACCUGCAAAACCUGCUACAUGAGGCAUCUCAUCAGGCUAGUCUUACAGCACCUGCAGACCUUCCCAGACAAGCUACAACAAAUCAUGAAGCCAGUGGGUCUGGGGAGACCAGGGGAGGGAACAGGCCAGAGCGGCAACAUGAGGCAGAUAAGGAAGAAAAUGAUAUACAAAUUGUCAGUGUCACUUCCCUUGCCCAGAACAGCCAACAGAAGGGUCCCCAGUCCACUGUAACAAGGGCAGAGACAGCCACUGCGUCUUCCACUCUAGCGUCUUCUGGGACAUUCCUUAGGAAGAGAGUUACACCAUCUCCAGCUACCAAUUCAAUGCUGGCAGCUCGAAAGAGGCUUUUGGAUAAAGCACUUUCACACAAAAUGAAGUCCUUCCAGCAGGUGGCAUCGUUGUUGAGGAGAGAUCACUCAACUGUCCAAGCAGGUGAUUUGAGAAGUGCAAUGUCGCAACCAUCUCAAACUUAUGAUCUGACCACAGACAAGGCUGUUACGGAGCCUCAGCCCAUUGGAGGUAAUGCCACCAGGCGUUUCCUUGCACAGAGGCCAGGUGUGUCUGUCCGCUCCUUUCACCCUUUGACUCGUGUUGGCAUACGUCUUCCUAACCGGCCACUUGCACCCGUAACAUCCUCUGGUCCAGGUGGUGCUGUCAUACGUCUACAGACCCCUGGGGGCCAUGGAGGAACACGUAGCGAAGGGAACCCAAGCCCCCAGCAGGCCAUGCAGGAUGCUGCAGGAAGAGGUGGACUGCAGGAUCAGAUCCAGAGCCUGGGCUCUGAGGUGCGUAGCUUGGGCUUGGCAGUAAAGAUGCUGGUGGAGCAGCAGUGCCGCCUGGAAAGGGAGCAGGCUCAGCAGACACACAUUCAGAAGCAGAUUCUCAGCACUCUACAGAGCCUUGGCACCAAGAUGGGACGCUGUAGCAGUGCCCAGCAGCAGCACAAUAAAACUCCGUCACCCACUGCUUUGCCAACAGCUCCUGCAUCUACCUCCUUCAACCAAGACACCUUCAACUUUAGCCAAGGCACGUACACCCAGUGCAGCCAGACCCAGCCAUGCUACACCUCUAUAGAGAGUUUAGAAAACGUUGAAGCCUUUAAACUGCCAGGACUCAGCCCUUUAAGCAUUAAUGGGUUCCCACCAUGUAGCAAUACUGAGAACCUCCAACUUACUCACACACCUACGCAAACACACUCGUACGCAGCUGCAUAUUCGCAGCAAUCAGGUCAACCUCUCGUCUCACCUUACACCCAGUCCUACAUGUCCACAUACACCCAGCCACAUUCUCAAACUCUCAGAGGAUCAGAAGGCAAAAUGUCCCAAGAGUUCCCAAACAGCUGCUCAGCCAGGACUCUGCAGGACUGUAGUUUGUCCACCCCAUCGGUGAUGGACACUAACCUUUCUUCACAGGAUCAGCAGAUCAGUGUCAUCAAGGUGGAAGAACCUUAGACGAUGUAAUUAGAAGUGGUGAUUUAGAACCAAAAAGGGCUUGACGUGCUUUAGUAUAAAGUGACUUUAGUAUAGAUACAUGUUUUUUAAAUUAACUUGUGUAGCCUUUUCAUAAAUCCUUUAUUUCUAAAGUACAUUUUAAAAGCAAUACAUAAAAAGGGAGUAGAAUUGUGUAAUAAAUGUUUUAUUUAUAGGUUGUCAGCACCAAAACAAAACAAGUAUUUGUCAUUUGUAAGAAAAUCAUUCUUGUUUAUUUUGUAUACACAUAUUUUGUCACGUUAGUUUUCACAUCUGUGCCAACUAAUUAAAAAAAUGAAAAGCCGG
Messenger RNA from Betta splendens (Siamese fighting fish), 2240 nucleotides. RefSeq lists its product as uncharacterized. The transcript has 4 exons. The record is from RefSeq and is a predicted model, not a curated record. NCBI's taxonomy places the organism in Eukaryota, Metazoa, Chordata, Actinopteri, Anabantiformes, Osphronemidae. Bases 213 to 1916 code for a protein of 567 amino acids.